This is a messenger RNA of Exaiptasia diaphana, 1300 nucleotides long. Its product is annotated as U6 snRNA-associated Sm-like protein LSm8. Gene Ontology annotation, cellular component: U6 snRNP; precatalytic spliceosome; U4/U6 x U5 tri-snRNP complex. Lineage: Eukaryota; Metazoa; Cnidaria; Anthozoa; Actiniaria; Aiptasiidae. The record is from RefSeq and is a predicted model, not a curated record. The coding region runs from base 8 to 298 and encodes 96 amino acids. The transcript is spliced from 4 exons. Gene Ontology annotation, molecular function: RNA binding. Gene Ontology annotation, biological process: mRNA splicing, via spliceosome.
AUCCAAGAUGGCGACCUCCUUGGAAUCGUAUGUAAACCAUACUGUAGCUGUCAUAACGCAGGAUGGACGAAUGAUUGUGGGUACCCUUAAAGGCUUUGACCAAACAGUUAAUAUUAUACUCGACGAGAGCCAUGAAAGAGUCUUCUCAUCUGGAAGUGGAGUGGAGCAAGUUUUACUUGGUCUUUAUAUAAUACGUGGAGAUAACAUUGCUGUUAUAGGUGAGAUUGACGAAGAAGUGGAUGCAUCUAUGGAUCUAUCAGAYAUAAGAGCAGACCCCCUGAACUCUGUUGUGUAUUAAGCAAUGUUAUAUUAUGUAUAUAAAUACAGUAACUUAGUAAAGUGCACUUCUCUGGGAAGAUUUUUUUUCUUACUGUAUUUAGGAUAAUCAUCAAGGUGUUUCUCAAUAUUUUCUUUCACUCUGGUGAAUACCUCAGUAAAAUGAGACUUCAUCCAUUAAAGCAAGAUUUUUUAACAUCAGAAGUCUUAAGUACAAAUUGUUGGAAAUUUCAACUAUUUUAAAAUAGUAAAAAACGCACUGACUAAGAAUGUGGAACUGCUGAAAUAUUAAGUUUUAAACCUUUGAUUUGUCUAGAUGAAAUGAUACUUUGUUGCGCAUGUAAUAGAUUUCAAUAAUAGUUAUAAAAGGACGUAGCAGUAGAAUUUGAUAUAGUAUUUUUGAGAACAAAACAACAGGCUUCAAUUUUGACAUGUUUUUACUAUCUGAGGAAGGUGAUUGAUUGCCGAAACAUGUCAAAAUUGAAGGCUGUUGUUUUCUUAAAAAUACUAUAUCAAAUUUCAAUAAUACAUUGUAAUAGUUAUGUUGGACUUUAUUAUAGUAUCAUUUGUCAUUGUACAUUUUGCUCAUAAAGUCAGCACACUUUUGUUUUCUAAAUUUCUUUACAUAAAUAAAUCUAAGUUAUAUACUUUGAUUGUCUCCACUGCCACAGCUACAUCGUAUAGAGCGGAUUUCGUACGAGUGGGAAACGGACGGAACUUUACUGUGACCGUAAUCGUACUGUAACCAAAUUCUAGUGCCCCAUUGGUUCACAAAAAUUGUGCAGGCCAGGUGCGGUAACUGUGCGGYAACCGUGCGGUAACGGUGUCCCACUCAUACGAAAUCCGCUCUAUAAAGACAACUACAAAACUACAAUUACAUCGUUUAUACAGUAAUUAUUUCUCAUAAUGUGCAGCCAGCUUAUUGUAAAUAUAUGCAUGUGUAAUGAAACUUUUAGAAAAAAUUAAUUGGUUUUAGUGAAUUUUCUCUUAGUUUCUUGAUUUGAUAAACUGUUAGGGUUACUUA